AUGGCGCCGGUCAGCUCGGUGAUCGCGCUGGCAGCAGUGCUGGUGGUGCUGCAGCUGUCUGCGGCGGCGGCCGCGGCGGUUGAUGCGCGCGGCUGCACCCGGAAGUGCGGCGACGUGGCCGUGCCAUACCCGUUCGGCGUCGUCGGCGAUCCGGGUGGGGCAGACUGCUACUUGCCGGGCUUGAAUCUCACCUGCGAGACGAGCCGCAACGAUCCACCUCGGCUGCUGCUCGGCGACGGCACCCUUCAGGUCGUCGAGAUCUCCAUCGAGAACGGCACCGUGCGCGCCGUACACGCCGGCGACAUAAAGAUAGACGCCGACGGCAACGGAACGUUCGGCGGCGGACUCAGGGUCCAUGGACCCUACAUGCUGACCUUCAACAACGAGCUCAUCGUAACGGGUUGCAACGUGAUGGCGACACUGCAGGAGGAGAGCAGCCACAUCAUCAUGAGCGCAUGUGCCUCCUUCUGUCCAGACCCCAAUGGCGCCUUCUCGGAAGGUAUAGACCACAGUGGCCCCGGCAAGUACUGCAAUGGCCAGGGAUGCUGCCAGGCGGCCAUCGCCGUCAUCCGAGACGAGGCAGCGGGCUACGUAGCGUUCAAAUGGUUCGGCCAGAACAGAAGCUCGGAUAACGAGGCGGGGCCGCCUGCCCGCGUGUUCGUCGCCGAGGAGGGGUGGUUCGAUAACUAUCACCAUGGCGCAAUGAAAGUUCCUUUGUCCAAAGAUGCAAUGGCAGUUCCCAUUCUUCUGUACUGGCAGAUCGUUGAUGUAGACCCGCCUCCGUCAACAGAUUACACCAGAUGGUUCGCGGGAUCCGGUGAUUGCCCAACCAAAGUGACCACCAACAUAUGCAAGAGCAACAAUAGCGUGUGCGGUCGGACUAAAGGCUAUUACUGCUACUGCAAAGAGGGAUACGAAGGCAAUCCCUACAUCCCCGACGGCUGCCAAGGUUAG
Molecule: messenger RNA, 954 nt
Organism: Triticum turgidum subsp. durum (durum wheat)
Lineage: Eukaryota; Viridiplantae; Streptophyta; Magnoliopsida; Poales; Poaceae
Source: the annotation of a GenBank genome assembly